This is a messenger RNA of Verruconis gallopava, 1993 nucleotides long. RefSeq lists its product as uncharacterized. Bases 273 to 1943 code for a protein of 556 amino acids. NCBI's taxonomy places the organism in Eukaryota, Fungi, Ascomycota, Dothideomycetes, Venturiales, Sympoventuriaceae. The record is from RefSeq and is a predicted model, not a curated record. The transcript has a single exon.
AGCAAGCGAUGCAUGUGAUCUCGCCUCAGAAAGCAAAAAAACGGAGUAAAUAAUGCAUGAAGAGACUUUGGGAAAGAGACUCUGCAGGCCCUCGCCUUUGCAGCAAAAUCAAUAUAUGCUGGAGAUCAGCAUCGCAACCACAUGUAUCUAAUUAACCAGCUUCAGACCUCUGAAAGUCAUGAGAACAGCGUAAACUGCUGCCACUUCUUAUCAAACUGGCGUUCGACUUUACCUAAGACAAGUAUUGGUUCUAUUAAGUCUUGAACACGGAGAUGUCGGACAUUCUUUCCAGAAGAACUGGCGCGCUCGAUCGACUGCUUGCCGAGUUUGAUGAACCACCGCCGGUUCCUCCAAAGGACGACAAAAGCCUGUAUUUGAACAACCGGACAGGUGAAGUACAUGGCUUGCCACCAAGAAUAGUGCUGCCGAGAGACGCCUGGGAUGACCAAGAGUCUCAUGUAGCAGAUGAAUACGAUAGCAACCCUGAAGAUCUCGAGAUCAUUUCCGAGUCGGAGGAUUCAGCAGCAUUUGAAGUAGCCCAGACGCAGUUGCAUGACAAUAAAAACUCAUCAUACGAGAACAGAGCACCGACAUCGAUGAGACCGACCUUGCGUGCAACGACUAGAAUGACGAAGUCAGACGCCCUCCCCGACAGACGAAAAAAGGUGGUGACAUUCGCUCAAGAUCAUUGUCUCGAAGACCCUUCUGAAGAAGAGAGUGAAGGAAAUGUCUCCACCAGUCGAGUUUCAUCAGUUACUCCGCAGCUGGCACACCGGUUUGGUCGUUCUCGCGACGGCACUAAACGAAAACCAGCGCCACUCAACUUAAGUCGGCCAACUUCACAUACAGGCCAGUGGAAAGUCCUCAGAGAAUCAGAACUCUGGACACCUAUCGAUGAUGAGCCCAAUACAGCAGCUAUAAUUGCGAUGGACAUCGCUCCAAAAAUUUGCCCACUACCGUACAAGCCAAUCAGGUCAUUUCCUCUUAAACCCCGAGGAUCAAUGCGUCCAGCUCCUCUCCGGAUUCGUAAAGGUGUUCGCUUUGACAGCAUCAAAUCACCGUCUCACUUGCCUCUCAAAUCACCUGCUCUGACAAAGAAACUCGUCCGUUUUGACGUCGUUAAGUCACCGGCCGUUGCUAAGUUUAGGACUCCACCAACGCCUUACAGCAAUACACAAUUCCAAGUUUUGACUCCGCGCAGGAAGAGAAGCGUUCACUUUGAAAAGAUCAAGUCUCCGGCUUCAUCGAAGUUCAAGAUACCACCGACGCCAUAUCGCUUGGACAAAUUUGAAGAUUCGUUGUCAAUACGCAAGCGUCAAGUUCGAUUUGAUGCUAUCAAGUCUCCUGCCAGGUCUCACUUUACGACACCUCCCACUCCUUAUUACAAGGCUAGUUUUGCAACUUCAAGCACCAAAUUGAAACCUAGCGUUCGAUUUGCAAGCCUCAAGUCUCCGGCUGUUUCCAGCUUCAGAAUUCCGCCGACUCCGUACAAAAAGACCAGUUUCAAUAUCUCAUCUUCACCUCCAGACAUUUCUCCUGUCACACCACGAGCAAUGCACAUCGAAGUCCCAGAAAUUGAGCCAGAUAGCCCAAUAAUCAAAUCCUUAGCAUUCCGUUCGAUAUCUACGACGAUGGACGACAGUUUCAUACAAGACUCAUUACACAGAUUUAAGCAUCCAUCGGACGGCAAAAAAUUUGAUUCCCCACUUCGAACGACCUUGCAUAGAAGAAAUUCUUCAUUGCCUAAGGAGAUGUCCGAAAAUGAUUAUCUUGAUCCCAAUAUGCCUUUAUCCACGAAGUUUAAUGAAAGCGCAGUAGGCGCAAGCACGCUGCGGUGGCUUGGAAUGCUACCGAAGACUACAUAUCGUGUCAAUCAAAACAACAUCACAGAUCGAAACAAAAUUCUGGGUAGCUAUUUCCACAAGACGACGCCUUUAAAUUGAACGAUGACUAUGUAAUAAUGUAAAAUGCUUUACAGUUUAGAUCCUUGGAA